Paramecium tetraurelia is the source of this 294-nucleotide messenger RNA. RefSeq lists its product as uncharacterized. The transcript is spliced from 2 exons. Lineage: Eukaryota; Ciliophora; Oligohymenophorea; Peniculida; Parameciidae. The record is from RefSeq and is a predicted model, not a curated record.
AUGGAAGUCAAAUAUCGCCCACCACUUAAUGAUGUCAAUGAAUGCAAUUGGUUAGAAAAAAACUUUGUAUCAUGUUUGAAGGAGAAGAGUGUGAAAGAUGAUUUACCAAAGAGAGUAUGUAAAGUUGAGAAUGUAAGGAUAAAUGAUAUUAAAAUAAAGAUCCUUUGGUUUUUUUUGGAAUGCCCUGAGAGAUCUGGACCUUAUGAGGAUGCAAAUUAAUUAAGGAAUAUUUAUAUAAAACAAAAAUUAGCAGAUUUGAAUCCAACAGUGCCUGAACCCAGGAAAAGAAAAUGA